CAGAAGGCAAGCACAAGUUUCCUUUCUUUUCUCCCAUUGGUCGGCCUACCCGUUACGAGGCGGGCUUAGCGCCAAAUACAAACGGAGAUUGAGAUUCUAGUUGUGCACAGGGCGAAGUGGUUUGGACUUGGUAAAGGCAUUCAUGGCAACUCAUCAGCGAUUAAGCCGGGUUGACUUCCACCGCUCUGAUAAUGUCUCCGAGCAAGUACAAGUUUGUGUACGACUACGUCCAGCUGUGGGGACUGGACAAGGUCAGGAAGCUCCAUGUGUACGAGGUGUGGACUCCCACUCCUUGGAAAUUCUCAACUGGAGAAAUGAAUUGGAGACUAUGAAAUACAAGUUUGAUGCGUUUUAUGGUGAGGCAGCCACCCAACAUGAUGUCUACAUGGGGUCAGUUCAGCCUAUUUUACGUCAUCUGCUGAAGGGGCAGAAUGCUAGCAUAUUGGCUUAUGGACCAACUGGAGCAGGCAAGACACACACCAUGCUGGGAAGUCCAGAUCACCCAGGAGUGAUCCCUCGAGCUGUUCGAGAUGUCUUGCAGAUGACAAGGGAUGCUUCAGAAGAUAAAUGCAAAUACUCCAUCUCCAUGUCCUAUCUGGAAAUCUAUCAAGAAAAGGUCUUGGACCUUCUUCAGCCCUCCCUCCGAGACCUGCCUAUCCGAGAGGAUCGUAACCACAACAUCCUGGUGCCAGACCUGACCCAGAAAGAGAUCACUAACUUUGCAGACUUUGAAAGCCAUUUUCUGCCUGCGAGCAGAAAGCGAACAGUGGCAUCGACUCAGCUGAACCAGCGCUCCAGCCGCAGUCACACUGUAUUGCUCGUUCUGGUGAACCGGAUCCGGGACUGGCCCACAUAUUCUCACCAGACUGCGAAGCUGUGCCUCAUCGACUUAGCAGGCUCUGAGGACAAUCGGCGAACGGGCAACAAAGGCCUACGCCUAAAAGAGAGCGGAGCCAUCAACAGCUCCCUCUUUGUGCUCAGCAAGGUGGUUGAUGCCCUUAAUCAGGGUUUGCCGCGAGUUCCUUAUAGAGACAGCAAGCUGACCCGUCUGCUGCAGGACUCUCUGGGAGGCAGUGCCCACAGCUUGAUUAUUGCAAACAUCGCUCCGGAAAAGAAGUAUUAUUUUGACACUCUCACAAGCCUCAACUUUGCUGCAAAGUCCAAACAAGUUGUGAAUAAACCCUUCACCCAGAAAGCCCUACCACAAACUGAUGGCAAGAGGCCUUGCCUGGGCUUCAAUGAUGACGGCCCUGAGUCCAAGAGAAUUUGCCUACAAAAAGAACAGCCAGGACCAUCUGAAGAGAAGCCACUCAGUUGUUUGCUGCCUCUUGAGAAUCUUGACCCCACUUUGGCUGAACGACUGCUACGAUUAGAGGCCCUAGAGAAAGAAAAGGCUGGGAGCCAUGCAUUACCUCUCCUUAACACACCACGCAGGGAACGCCUGAAUGUUCUGAAACUCCUGGAUGAGACACGUCGUGAGCUGAAGAGAGUUCAAGAAAAGCAGAUAGAAAUGGAAGCCCAUACUCUGGAGAACAAAGGUGCGCUUUUCCCCCGAGCUGCAAAACCCCGAAAACAGGCCACAGUACUGCCCCUCCAACAAGUGCAGACACCUGUCAAGAGUCAGGAAGAAGAGGAGAGUAUUAUUAAGAAACAGAAGAAGACCAGAGGCCGAAAGAAAAAGAUUCAAGACUUCGACUCUGAAAACAAGGCUCCCUCUGAAUGGGAAGUGGAGAUCCAUCCAGAUCAGCUGGCUCAUAGCAAGGCUAAAAUCCUGUCCCUCAUGAACUCAGGUUCCGUGAAGGAUCUUAUGGGCCUACACCUCAUUGGCAAGAAGAAAGCAGAGCUCAUUGUGAGCUGGAGAGAAAAUUAUGGAUCUUUUCAGAAGGUACAGGAUCUUGAGAAAAUACAUGGUAUUACAGCUAAGCAAGCAGAUGCUUUUAUUAAGGCAAAUAUCUUCAAAUUUCAGAAAUCUUCAGUAACUGGAAUGGCACUGUGAAACAACAUACCCCAUCCCAGCCUUUUUUAUUAUUAAUACUUACCAUGUGUUCAUUUUUAUUUAACUAAUACAGGUAUUUAGCUAUAUUAGAUGUUUAAACCUCAGAACAAUAUUUUUAAUAAUUACAUUGCUCAUCUUUGGCCUUUCACUGUAAGCAAUCCAGCAUUCACAACCAUCAAGGCAUCAACAUUCUACAUAAAGAAGAUGGUAAUAUUUUCAGUGGAAAAAUAAGGGGAAAUGAUUAAAUUUUUAAAUUUUGGACAAUGCUGUCUCAGAUCAUUUCCUUUUUCAGUUUCCUUAGUCUUUGUCAAAAAUUCUGAACUUAAGCUAGUUAUUUGGAAUGUUAUUCCAAAGGUUUGUAUACGUUUUCCAUCCUACAUAAAAAUUUGGAUGUAGCCACCUACAAUGAUUAUUUUGUAUUUUAAAAAACAUUGGCUCAGUUAAUCAGCUUUUGUAGAUGAUAAAAGUUUGGAAUAUGUCCCCUCAUUGCUAAUGGUCAAGGAUAACCGUUGCUCCUGGAUUCCCUAGCUUUAUUCCAGAAUCAGAGUUGCUGUUCUGCUAUGGUUGUUGUGCUUUGGAUUCACAGAAAUCAGUACAAAUUGUUUUCAAAUAGUCUGACUGAUAAUUCCCAUGAAAAGAAAUGUCUAUCAAGAUUCUCAGUCAUCCAGGUCA
Molecule: messenger RNA, 2668 nt
Organism: Ahaetulla prasina
Lineage: Eukaryota; Metazoa; Chordata; Lepidosauria; Squamata; Colubridae
Gene: KIF22
Product: kinesin family member 22
Exons: 13
Coding region: 143-1996 (617 amino acids)
Biological process (GO): microtubule-based movement; mitotic spindle organization
Molecular function (GO): microtubule motor activity; ATP binding; microtubule binding
Source: RefSeq, a predicted model, not a curated record